AUGGCAGAAGAUAGCUUGGUCCACAAUAAUUUGUACCUUCAUCCCUACGAGAAUUCAAUCGAUGCCCUUGUUUCACCGGUUCACGAUGAUACAAAUUAUCACUCUUGGUGUCACUCCAUGUUAACAACUCUUAGUGCCAAAAACAAGUUUGAAUUCGUUCUUGGUAAUGUUCAUCCACCUGAAAAGGACAAGCCAGAGCAUGCCGCCUAUAAUGGCAGAAACAACAUGGUUGUCUCAUGGAUCGUCCACUCUGUUUCCAUGUCCAUCAAACAAAGCAUCAUAUGGAUGAACCAAGCCUCAGAGAUCUGGAACGACAUAAAGAACAAAUUUUUUCAAGGAAGUAUCUCUCGCAUUUCUAGCCUUCAACUUGACAUUGCUACUCUUCGUCAAGGUGACCUUACCAUUUCUAAGUAUUUCACCAAGCUGCGCAUUCUUUGGGAUGAGAUAGAAAAUUUUCGUCCAAAACCUCUUUGUACCUGUAAACUCGAUUGUGGUUGUGAAGUUCUAACUAUUGUGAAACAAAGAAAGAAAGAAGACCAAGUUAUGCAAUUUUUACGAGGAUUAAAUGAUCAAUUUACUAACGUUGCUUCGCAUGUGCUUCUAUUGGACCAUAUUCCAGACAUCAGCAAAGUUUUUUCACCGGUAGCACAACAAGAAAGACAAUUGUCUAGUGCAAAUCUGAUUGUUGCGACUAAGACUCAAGACAUUGGUAAUGUCACUGCCUGCACCGCUUCCACCUCCUCCACCGUUUUUAAUUAUUGUGGAAAGUAUGGGCACAGUGAAGUUGUAUGCUACCGCAAGAAUGACUUCCCUAAUCAAGACAAAGGUUUCAAAAGUGCACUGACUGGCAGAAAGCAUUGCACUCAUUGCAACAAAAGCGAUCAUACUAUGGAGGUUUGCUAUGAAAAGCAUGGAUAUCCUCCAGGACAUAAGUUCUAUAAUAAGCAUACCCAUAUUCAUCAUACCUCUGUCCAAAAAGACAAUGGGAAUGUCAAAGAUAGCAAUUCUAACAACAGUGAUCACAUACGCCUCACACCACAACAAUUUCAAGUUUUUGCAGAGCUCUUCAAAGACCACAAUCUGAAUUAUGCUUUCACUUCUGCUUAA
This is a messenger RNA of Vigna angularis (adzuki bean), 1107 nucleotides long. RefSeq lists its product as uncharacterized. The coding region runs from base 1 to 1107 and encodes 368 amino acids. The record is from RefSeq and is a predicted model, not a curated record. The transcript has a single exon. NCBI's taxonomy places the organism in Eukaryota, Viridiplantae, Streptophyta, Magnoliopsida, Fabales, Fabaceae.